AUGGGGUACAUGGUCACGCUCCCAUUCCGCGAUCCUGGUCACGUUGACCUGGGUCACUCGAGGGCUAUCGCUCUCGCUCAGUUCCUGAGAAACGAGAGCCGUUUAAAGAGGAACGACUCUCUGAAGGAACAAUAUGACUCCGUUAUUCGAGAGUAUCUGGAUUUGGGUCACAUGACUCAAGUCCCCCCAUCCAGUUCCGGCAACUACUAUUUGCCGCAUCACGCUGUUCUCAAGCCCGACAGCACCACAAAGCUCCGCGUUGUAUUCAACGCCUCCAGCCCGACUUCAAACGGGAAGAGUCUGAACGACAUCCUCCACACUGGGCCAAUCCUUCAAUCCGACCUGACCAUUCAAAUCCUGAAAUGGAGGUUUUUCAAGUUCGUCUUCAACGCUGACAUCACCAAGAUGUAUCGGCAAAUCCUUGUGGAUCCCAACCACACCCGGUUUCAAAGGUUGCUCUUCCGUACUCCAGACGAGAAGUUAUGCGACUUUGAACUCAACACAGUCACCUUUGGAGUGAACUGUGCUCCGUACCUGGCUAUCCGCGUUCUGCAUCAGCUUGCGAGUGAUGUUCGCGACCGGUACCCCCUUGCUAGUGACAUCAUCGCCAAUUAUAUGUACGUUGAUGACGUCCUAGCAGGAGCUCACACUAAGCAGGCUGCGGUGUCUGCUAUAGAUGAGCUUCGAACAGCGCUCGAGAGUGCUGGGUUUCCUUUGCGUAAGUGGACCUCGAACUCGAAAGAUGUUCUGAGAAGAAUCCCUAAGGAUCACUUGCUCUGUGCAGACUUCCUCGAGAUCGACGAAGCUAGUGUCGCAAAGACGCUAGGCAUUCGUUGGCGGGCCACGUCCGACGAGUUCUUUUUCGUCACCGCCGAGAUGGUGUCCAAACCAUCUUUCAGUAAGAGAGAAGUGCUGUCGCAGAUCGCCAAGUUGUUCGAUCCUGCAGGUUGGCUUGCUCCCGUGGUCAUUUGGGCCAAGAUUUUUAUGCAAGAAAUCUGGAAGCAAGAAAUCGGCUGGGACGACUCUUACCGGCGGAUCUCACAGAGCAGUGGACCAGUUUUCUGCGGAACUAUUCGUCCUUGCAGGACAUCCGCAUUCCGAGAUGGACCAACUACGCUCCCGGCGCAAAAAUCCAAUUCCACGGUUUUUUGCGACGCCUCUCAAAGCGCGUAUGGAGCCGCUCUUUACGCACGUGUGGAAACAGCGGGACAAGUGUCUCUGUGCGGAGCUCUCCUGUUGGCAGAAUUAUCCGCCGCCCUCCUACCACAUUUUCCCACCCCCGACGCUGAGACGUACCUGUGGACAGAUUCCACUAUCGUUCUGGCAUGGUUGGACAAGCAGCCAUGCAAGUGGACCACUUUCGUGGCGAACCGAGUGGCCAAGAUUCACUCGGUGAAUGGCACUUGGCAGCAUGUUCGUUCCGAACACAACCCAGCCGACCUGGCAAGCCGCGGUGUCUCGCCGCAAGAGCUACUGGCCAGUCGCCUCUGGUGGCAGGGGCCUGAAUGGCUGACGCACUCACCAGCGCAGUGGCCUUCACCGGUCAUUGGGCUCGAUACUGAAUUGGAGUGUCGAGCAGUGAAGGUCCAUGCAGCGCAAGUCCUAUGUGAGGACUUCCUCGACCGUUUCUUCAGGUUCGAUCGAGCGCUCCGAGUGUUUGCGUAUGCGCGAAGGUUUGCCCAGCGUUGCCGCCAACCCAAGGUCUCGUUUCCAGAGACGCUCAGCUCUCAAGAGCUUGCAGAAGCUCAAGAGAGGCUGAUUGUACAGGCUCAGAAUCGGGUAUACGCGAAAGAGUGUGCUUCCCUCCGGUCCCAUAAUCGUCUAAUCGGGUCAAGCGAUAUCCUAAGCUUCAAUCCGUUCCUUGACAAGCAAGGUGUCCUGCGUUCCUGUGGACGCGUAAGAGCGUCCACCUCCUUAUCCUACGACGAACGGCAUCCGAUAAUUCUCCCGUUCGGCUGCGUGUUCUCACGCCUCCUGGUUUCCUUCACGCAUCAAGUCUCCCUCCAUGGAGGCAACCAAUUGGUGAUGCGGCUGGUCCGAACCAAGUUCUGGAUUCCCAAGCUAAGGAACUUGGUGAAGACAGUGAUCAGUGCAUGCAAGACCUGUGUGAUUCAUCGCCGCAAGAUCCAGUCGCAGUUGAUGGGUGAUCUCCCUACCGCCCGGUCGACUUUUUCGCGACCUUUCACUAACUCCGGAGUAGACUUCGCCGGUCCCUUCGACGUCAAGAGCUACGUCGGACGGGGCUGCAAGAUUACGAAGGGUUACGUAUGUGUCUUCGUGUGCUUCAGCACGAAGGCAAUCCAUCUUGAGGCGACCACGGAUCUGACAGCGGAAAAGUUCUUGGAAGCUUUCUCCCGAUUCGUGGCACGGCGCGGGUGCCCUCUUCACAUGUACUCUGACAACGGGAAAACGUUCGUCGGAGCCUCCUCCAUUCUCUCCAAAGAAUUUGUGGAGAGCACCCGCAACCUGAUUGUCACCACUCACAGCCAUCAAGGUCUUGCAUGGCAUUUCAACCCACCUGGUGCCCCUCACAUGGGGGGUCUCUGGGAAGCGGGCGUCAAGAGUUUCAAGACGCAUUUCUACAAGACGGUUUCCUCCGUAAAACAUACGUUCGAUGAGCUUUCCACCCUCCUAUCUAAAAUUGAAGCGUGCCUCAAUUCGCGGCCUUUGACUCCUAUGUCAGAGGAUGUGAGCGACUUGGCGGCACUUACUCCCGGUCAUUUCCUGAUCGGGGGUCCGCUACUCUCCAUGGCGGAGCCAGAGUCCAGAGAGGAUGUGGAGUCCAUCCGCAACCGCUGGCAACGGCUCAAGGCUCUCCAUCAGCAUUUCUGUGUGCGAUGGAAGAGUGAAUAUUUGAAGGAAUUGCAUAAGCGGAAUAAGUGGCAGUCACCUUCACGCGAUCUCCAAAUCGGUGACAUGGUGGUCAUCAGAGAGGAGAAUAUACCACCUCAAGAAUGGCGCCUCGGGCGUGUGUUGACCGCUUGCCCAGGUGCUGAUGAAAGAGUCCGUGUGGUAGACAUCCAGACGUGUCGUGGCGUUUUCCGCCGACCAGUUGCAAAGCUGGUCCUCCUUCCUACGGGACGCGCGCUCUGA
Messenger RNA from Drosophila sulfurigaster albostrigata, 3093 nucleotides. RefSeq lists its product as uncharacterized. The coding region runs from base 1 to 3093 and encodes 1030 amino acids. Lineage: Eukaryota; Metazoa; Arthropoda; Insecta; Diptera; Drosophilidae. The transcript is spliced from 2 exons. The record is from RefSeq and is a predicted model, not a curated record. Gene Ontology annotation, biological process: DNA integration. Gene Ontology annotation, molecular function: nucleic acid binding.